AUAAAAUUGAACAUUUUUAGGAGAAUGAUCGCUUUAAUAAUUUUAUCAAUCGCAAUUGCCGGAACUUUUGGCACUGUUAUACCAUUCCAUAUGAGUUCUAUACCAGAAGAAUAUAAAGAAUUCAUUCCACAAGAACUCAAGGAUUUCCUUAAGGAUCUCACUCCAGAGGAUAAGCAAAUUCUUCGUAAUAUGACCAUAAAUCAUCAUCAAUACGCUAACGAAGAUGCAGCGUUAGAAGCACUUAAAGAGAAAAGCGAAAAAUUACAUGCAAAAGUGCAUGCACUAAUUGAUUUCGUUAAGAAAAAAUUGGAAAGUCUUACACCGGAUGCGAAGAAAUUUGCCGAUGAAGUGAUCGCAAAGGCUCGUUCGUUACGUCCAGAACCUGGUUCUAAGCCCGAUCUUGAGAAAAUUAAGGAAUCAAUUCGAGAAUUUGUUGAAAAAUAUAAGGCACUUAGUGAUGAGACGAAGGAGAAUUUAAAGACGACUUUUCCUAAUACUGCUAAAAUCAUUUCAAGUAAGUAA
This is a messenger RNA of Dracunculus medinensis (Guinea worm), 522 nucleotides long. Lineage: Eukaryota; Metazoa; Nematoda; Chromadorea; Rhabditida; Dracunculidae. The record is from the annotation of a GenBank genome assembly.